UGAUUGGUUUCUUCUUAUCUUGUGCAGUGCUUGACUCACAGGGUUAUACAGCAACAAUUUCCAAGCUCCACUUUUCAGCUUGGAACAGGUUCUGGAGCUGGGAGACGUUCCUCUGGCCGCUGGAGCAGAGCUCCCACCAUGUCUGGGAAGAGGUCCAGGUGCUCCUUCUCCCGCCUGGAGGUGAUCCUCAUCGUCUGCCUGGCGCUGAUGAUCACGCUGACCGUGGUGCUCCUCACCCUCCACUUCCUCAACAAACAGAGCGAUGGCAAGUUGAGCUGCUUCAGUCCCACCCUCACACGCUGCUCCACAAACUACUUGCUGGGCGUGGGUCGAGCUGACUGCACGGGACCAGUGGCACAAGUUCCCCUGAUGGGCUAUGCCAACCCGGAGCAGGUGGCUGGUGGGCUCCUCACACGCCUCUACAGCCGAGCCUUCAUCGUGGCAGACCCCGAGGACUCCCGACGGGUGGUGUUCGUCAGCGCAGACAUAGGAAUGAUGUCCCAGAGGGUGAGGCUGGAGGUGCUGGAGAGACUGAAGAGCAAGUACGGUGACCUGUACCGGCAGGACAACGUCAUCCUCAGCGGCACCCACACGCACUCGGGGCCAGGGGGGUACUUCCAGUACACCCUCUUCUGGAUCACCAGCAAAGGGCUCAUCAGGCCAUCCCUCAACUCGAUCGUGAAUGGCAUCGUGAAGAGCAUAGACAUAGCACAUGAGAACAUGAAGAGAGGAAGGCUUUUCAUAAACAGAGGCACUGUAGAAAACAGCCAGAUCAACCGCAGCCCUUUCUCCUAUCUCGCCAACCCAGCAGCCGAGCGAAGCAGGUAUUCAUCCAACACAGAUAAAGAAAUGGUGAUUCUGAAGAUGGUAGAUGAGGAUGGAGAAGAUCUAGGCCUUAUCAGCUGGUUUGCUGUGCACCCUGUCAGCAUGAACAACACAAACCACCUGGUGAACAGCGACAACGUGGGCUACGCGUCCUACCUGUUCGAGCAGAACAAGAACAAGGGAAUGCUCCCUGGAGAGGGCUCUUUCGUGGCCGCCUUCGCCUCCUCCAACCUGGGAGACGUGUCGCCCAACACCCGAGGCCCGACCUGCGCCAACACGGGCGAGUCGUGCGACAACCCCCAGAGCUCCUGCCCCGUCGGAGGGGCAGCCAUGUGCAUGGCCCAGGGCCCCGGGAGUGAUAUGUUUGAGAGCACAAGGAUUAUAGGGCAAAAUAUCUACUCAAAAGCAAAGGAGCUGUAUGAAAAGGCUUCCCAGGAGGUCACGGGGCCCCUGAGCUCGGCCCACCAGUGGGUGAACAUGAGUGACGUGUCGGUGGAGCUCAAUGCCACGCACACGGUUAAAACAUGUAAGCCAGCCCUAGGACACAGCUUUGCUGCAGGGACCAUCGAUGGCGUGGGCGCUUUCAACUUCACACAAGGCGCAGUAGAAGGUGACCCGUUUUGGGAUCAAAUCCGGGACCAGCUGCUGGGAGAGCCAUCAAAUGAAACAAAAGCCUGCCACAAACCCAAGCCAAUCCUCUUCAGCACGGGAGAGAUGACCCGGCCCCACCCGUGGCACCCGGACGUGGUGGACGUGCAGGUCGCUGCCAUCGGGUCGCUGGCAAUCGUGGCUGUGCCCGGAGAGUUCACGACCAUGUCUGGCCGCAGGCUGAGGGAAGCUGUCAGAAGUGAAUUUGAUUCCCAUGGGACACCAAGGAUGAAUGUGGUAAUUGCAGGCCUGUGCAAUGUCUACACCCACUACAUCACCACCUAUGAAGAAUACCAGGUUCAACGAUAUGAGGCUGCAUCGACUAUUUAUGGGCCACACACCCUCUCUGCCUACAUCCAGCUCUACAGAGGACUUGCAAGGGCUAUUGCCACGAACACCACCCAGGACUUGCCCCGUGGUCCAGAGCCCCCAUUUUUCAGCAUCGGCAACCUGACCCUGCUGCCCUCCCUCGGUGCCGAGCGCGCGCCGACCAACAAGACCUUUGGGGAUGUGCUAGAAGAAGUGAGACAACAGUAUCGAGUGGGAGAAGUUGCUGAAGUGACUUUUGUGGGAGCAAACCCCCGGAACUCCGCGGAGAACGCGACUGAACACAACUUCCUGACGGUGGAGAGGCACAGCAACACUUCAGGCACCUGGCAGGUGGUGCAGAACGACGCCUCCUGGGACACCAGGUUUUACUGGACCAAAGGAUCCCUGAGUCAGAGCAAUGUGACCAUCGAGUGGCACAUCCCUGGUGGCACAGAGCCGGGAACGUACCGGAUCCGCUACUUCGGGCACUACAAAAAGAGAGUGUUCCUCACCCGCACCAUCACUGUUCCCUUUGAAGGCUCCUCCUCAGCCUUUGAAAUCACAACUCCAUAGGUGAUCUCAGCCAUUAAAGGAAUUGUUUCCCUUGAGCAGUAGGUUUGAUAUCUGGGGGGUUCUGUGCAGGGCCAGGAGUUGGACUUGGAUGAUCCUCGUGGGUCCCUUCAAGCUCAGGAUAUUGUGUGAUUUUGUGAUGUUCUGGAAGGGUUUUUUUUGUGGCACACGUGGCUCUGUACAUCACUGCUGUCCCUUGAGUGCUGCUGGUCGUCCUUUGCUUUGCAAAGCUCAGCUUCCUGCAAAGUUUUGGCUUUUAGCUGCAGUUCAGUCUCCUUGUGUGUUCUCAUUCAAGCAGUUCCUGUCCUGGCCAGAUCUCAUUGCAGUUGAUUCCUAUUGUAAUAAAAGAUGUAACUUUUUCUUCA
Molecule: messenger RNA, 2717 nt
Organism: Neopelma chrysocephalum (saffron-crested tyrant-manakin)
Lineage: Eukaryota; Metazoa; Chordata; Aves; Passeriformes; Pipridae
Product: putative neutral ceramidase C
Exons: 21
Coding region: 139-2355 (738 amino acids)
Biological process (GO): sphingosine biosynthetic process; ceramide catabolic process; long-chain fatty acid biosynthetic process
Cellular component (GO): extracellular region
Molecular function (GO): N-acylsphingosine amidohydrolase activity
Source: RefSeq, a predicted model, not a curated record